CCACAAAAUCAUAUGUUUGGGUUGCGCUUUUAUUCUGGGUCAUAGCAAUGCUUGCUUCUGUUUCUGCACAUGUUGGGUAUGGGGUCGAAGGAUAUUUACCACCAAAAGAAAAGACGGAACAUGGAAAACCCAUGAUACCAAAUCAGGAGGGAUAUGAGCACCCAAAUAACUUAGCUGUUCAAGGCCUUAUUUACUGUAAAUCUGGUUCCAAGUUCAUCCCACUUAAAGGAGCCACGGCAAGAGUGAGUUGUGUAGCCGUGCACAAGAAUGGACAAGAAUCAGCACCAUUUUCCUUCUUGAGUUAUCCAACAGACAAAAACGGUUACUUCUUGGCCAAAAUAUCACCAUCCAAACUCYAUUUAUGGAAGCUAACAGAGUGCAAGGCUUUUCUUGAGAACUCCCCAUGGAGCAAAUGUAGACUUCCACAAGAUACGAAUGGAGGAAUUACUGGUGCUCUUCUUACGUCUUCYCGUCUCCUUAAAGGAUAUCAUUUGUCGUCUGUAGGCCCUUUUAUAUAUACUUCAGGCCCGCCUCAAGAAGGUUAUUGAUCCAAUACUAUGUAAUUUUUAUUUGAUGCAAAAUUGUUUGUUGAUUGAUUUAUCCAAGUUUGUUGUUAUGUUUGGUGAAGAGAUGAUAAUAACAACUUUUGUCUCUUUUAA
Cynara cardunculus var. scolymus (artichoke) is the source of this 659-nucleotide messenger RNA. RefSeq names its product proline-rich protein 1. The record is from RefSeq and is a predicted model, not a curated record. The transcript has 2 exons. Lineage: Eukaryota; Viridiplantae; Streptophyta; Magnoliopsida; Asterales; Asteraceae. Bases 48 to 548 code for a protein of 166 amino acids.